AUGUUCAAACUCUCCUCCCUCUUCUACCUCAUCCCUGUUUAUUUCUUCGUCAUUGCGCCUCUCCUCCGCCAACUCCUUCCUUCCGAUCCCUCGCCGUAUUCCGACAAUGGCAACAAAUACGAAGAAGGAGGAGAAGAAGAAGAAGAAGAGAGUCCUCUCCUCCUGAACCCUGAGUUCCUCAGCAUUGAUGACGGAGAACCUUUAACAUGCGCUCCCGAUAAUUACCGAGUACAUCUUUUCUCUCAAACACCGCUGAUCAUCUACAUUGAGGACUUUCUCUCUGUACAGGAGGCAGACCAUCUAGUGAACAUCAGUGUCCCAAACUACACGCCCUCCAUUAUUUACAACGGCCAAACAACCACCGUCGAUCCCAGGAAACGCCACUCUGACCGCGCCCUUCUCCCCCGGGACGCGACGGUGCGCUGCAUCGAAUCUCGCGCCAAGGCCUUCCAGGGCUGGAAACCUCACCUGCACAUCGAGCGGAUGUGGGCACAGCGCUACAAUGUCUCCGGCCACUACGUCCACCACUACGACUGGGCGGACAGCGCGCGCAGCCGCGGCGGCGACAGACUGAGCACGUUCAUGGUGUAUCUGGCGGCGGAUUGCGAGGGCGGCGGCACGAACUUCCCGCGACUCCGGAAGCCGCGCGAUCGAAGCUGGUGUCGGUUUAUCGAGUGCGAUGACACUGCAAGUGAAGCCGGUGGCGACGGCAAAGGCCAAGGGGUGACGUUCAAGCCGGUCAAGGGAAACGCAGUGUUCUGGGAGAACCUCCGACCGGAUGGCUCGGGAUAUCCGGAGACAUGGCAUGCCGCGUUUCCGGUGACGCGGGGGGAGAAGAAUUACCCUAAUUCAAUCUGCAUUUCUCAACCUCGUCCCGAGGCAUGUAUGUAUACUGCCAAAAACCGCACCCAUAAGAACAGCCAACCCAUACCGCUUCUCAUUUCACAAUCUCCAUCCACUCCACUACGAAUUAAUACGACAUGA
Messenger RNA from Aspergillus ochraceoroseus IBT 24754, 984 nucleotides. RefSeq names its product oxidoreductase, 2OG-Fe(II) oxygenase family. Gene Ontology annotation, molecular function: procollagen-proline 4-dioxygenase activity; iron ion binding; L-ascorbic acid binding. The transcript is spliced from 3 exons. NCBI's taxonomy places the organism in Eukaryota, Fungi, Ascomycota, Eurotiomycetes, Eurotiales, Aspergillaceae. Gene Ontology annotation, biological process: peptidyl-proline hydroxylation to 4-hydroxy-L-proline. Gene Ontology annotation, cellular component: endoplasmic reticulum. The record is from RefSeq and is a predicted model, not a curated record. The coding region runs from base 1 to 984 and encodes 327 amino acids.